Messenger RNA from Drosophila mauritiana, 2179 nucleotides. RefSeq names its product protein hairy (gene Sidpn). The transcript has 3 exons. Bases 337 to 1860 code for a protein of 507 amino acids. Gene Ontology annotation, molecular function: RNA polymerase II cis-regulatory region sequence-specific DNA binding; DNA-binding transcription factor activity, RNA polymerase II-specific; protein dimerization activity. The record is from RefSeq and is a predicted model, not a curated record. Gene Ontology annotation, biological process: regulation of neurogenesis; anterior/posterior pattern specification; regulation of transcription by RNA polymerase II. Lineage: Eukaryota; Metazoa; Arthropoda; Insecta; Diptera; Drosophilidae. Gene Ontology annotation, cellular component: nucleus.
GGGAAAUUUUGCACAAGCCAAGCGCACGCGGCAGCGGAAAAUCGGAAAACCCCAUUGCCAGCCAGACAGCCGACAGGCGACGAAGUGAAAAGUCGCAAUUGUUUCGCUGCUCGCCGUCAGUUAGCCGUGAAUCCUCGAACAGAACGGACGCGUGUCCUCCUUGUCGAGCGGAAUUUGAAUCGUGAUUCCACCACCAAAAAGACGUGAUUGUAGGCGGGCGGAAACUAAACUGAAAGUUUCGAAAUUACUAAGCCCAAAUAAAAUUUAGAAAACGUUAAAUUUCACUCUGUUUGACGAAGGGCAACGAAUUCUUUUGGAUUUCGUAAAAAUGAGAAAAUGACAGCAAAACGUGAUAAGGAUUACUCAAAAAAUAAAUCAGCACCUGGCAUCGGAUUCACCGCCGCCGGCUCAACCAAUGGCAGCGGCAUAAAGUCCAUCGGGCUGGUGAGCUCCACGCAGAAUGUGACUUCGUCGCAGGACAUCAGCAAGCGGACAAACAAACCACUCAUGGAGAAGCGACGGCGGGCGCGAAUUAACCAGAGCCUGGCCAUCCUGAAGGCCCUCAUCCUCGAGUCCACCAAGAGCCAAAAUGCCAAGAACGGCGAGGGCCAGGCGAAGCACACCAAGCUAGAGAAGGCGGACAUCCUGGAGCUAACCGUCCGCCACUUUCAGCGGCACCGCAAUCUCGACGAUCCCACGGUUAACAAAUACCGAGCUGGUUACACGGACUGCGCUCGCGAGGUGGCUCGUUAUCUGGCCACCCCGGAACCGCCGCCCAUGGGCACCAUGCCAACCUUGGCGGAGCCCGGCUCCAAGGCGCGUCUGCUGCGGCACCUGGACCAGUGCAUAGCCGAGAUCGACGUGGAGAUCUGUCCCCAUUCGACGGCCGCGUUUGCCGAAAGUCCCAGCAGUAGCAGCUGCUUCGACCUGAAUCACGCGAAGAAGUCGCAGCCCGAGGAGCAUUCGCUGGACUACAGCAGCCAGGACUCGAACCCGGUGGACUACAGCAAGGGUCUGAAAAUGGUGGCCGCUGAGCAGAGGGCGCUGCCAGUGACGCCGGCUCCCCAGGAUGAGAACAACAAUCGUGGACUCCAGGCGCAGGCGCAAACUCCGAUUCCAAUACAGGUGCAAAGCCAGACACAAGGCCAGACAUCGCCUCACGUAGAUGCCGUCGCUCCCAGCGAACUGAGCUACGAGGAGGAUCGCAACAAGGUGUGCGCCAAUGUCCUGGAGCAGUACAAGCAGCAGCUGAAGGCGCACGUGCAGCAGCAACCAGAGUCCACCAAUGGAGUCCUGGUCCUGCCGCCCCACUAUGUCCAGCUGGCAGCGGCCCUUGGCCUUAGUGCCCAGCCGCUGGUGGAUCCGAUUGCCACACGUACGGAUUUCGAGCGGUUGAUCGAGUUGCAACGGGUUCAGCCACAUUUGGCCGGCAAGUUGAGUCCCAGUUUUCCGGGCGGCUUGGAGGCUGCUCAUGUGGCUGCCGCCGCAGCGGCAUAUGCCAACAGCAUGGCUGUGGCCGCUUCAGCAGGAGCCUCAGUUGCCGCAAUGGCUACUUCCGGUGCCGGAACGCCAACGGUGCACCAAGAGAGACCUGCCUCGGUGGCAGCGUCUGUCAGUUCCGGCGUCUCGAUGUCGGAACUGAAGUCCAUGCCCGCCACGCAGCAAUCCUCACCAAGAUCCGAGAGUGGCAUCGGUUCCAAUGAGAACGAGGCUCCGGCGACCAGUCCGCGACCCCAGACAAGCAACGCCGCUCGUCAGGCUCUAAGGCAACGUCAGGAGGAGGAGUAUCACUACAUGGCUCAGGCGGCAGCUGCUGCAGCAGCAGCUGGACAGGAUGAGAGCAUGUGGCGGCCCUGGUGAGCCGUUCGGUCAGAGAUCCUACGUACUAAGUAUGUAGACUCCACCAGUUAGUUGGGGGAGAACCAGCCGGCAGCCGGCGGUUUGCUGCCCCCACUGAUCGCCAAGUAGAGGAUGACACCUAUUGUUAUUACCGCUCGUCUGUGUAGCUCCUGCACCUCUCCGAAUUGCAUUUCCAACCUGUGCCAACGCCCAAGACUCUACAAGAUGGGUUCCAGAGCCAAGUAGAGCUACCCUUUCAUUUAUGUGUGCAUUUGUUUUUGCCCUGAACUCUGCGUUAAAUGUAUUUAAUUCAAUAACUAAAGCAAAAAUAUUUACAAAA